Xyrauchen texanus (razorback sucker) is the source of this 2237-nucleotide messenger RNA. It is a transcript of the gene pmelb, whose product is annotated as premelanosome protein b. The transcript has 12 exons. Gene Ontology annotation, cellular component: melanosome. NCBI's taxonomy places the organism in Eukaryota, Metazoa, Chordata, Actinopteri, Cypriniformes, Catostomidae. The coding region runs from base 22 to 1890 and encodes 622 amino acids. Gene Ontology annotation, biological process: melanosome organization. The record is from RefSeq and is a predicted model, not a curated record.
UGCCAACAUCAAAGUGGCAGAAUGAAACUACUUUCAAGGAUAUUGAUAUUGACCUGUUUUUCUAUGGCCCUCACAAGACAAGUUGACAAAAGCGACUCAAAAUCCAGAUUCAACCAAUAUCAGACAUGGAAUGCAAAACUGUACCCGGUGUGGAAAGAUGGAGACCUGAGCCAUAAAAACAGCUGGACAGGUGGAGAGCUAAAGUUUGAUGUGGGCAAUGAUGCGCCCACCUUGACCAGUGCCAAAACCACCUUCACAAUUGAUAUUGUAUUCCCUCACAACCAGAUAGUCCUGCCCGAAGGUCAAGUUGUUUGGGCCAAAAACUGCACAAUCAAUGGCACACAAUUUCAUGAAGGACAGCCUGUCUAUCCUGAGGAGAACUCUGCAGAUGCGUGGAACACCGUUUUCCCCAAUGCUCCUCCCCUUCAUAAACAGGAGGAUAAGAAACCACCCUAUGUCUUUGUAUGGAAAACCUGGGGGAAAUACUGGCAGGUGUGUGAUGGCCCGUCCUCUUCACUUACCAUCAGCACUGAUGGUGUUCCUCUUGGUUCUUACAUGAUGGAUGUUGUCAUCUAUCACUACAGGAAGAGGGAAAAAUUCAUCCCUAUUGGAUAUGCCUCCACACAGUUCAGCAUCACUGACCAGAUUCCCUUCGCAGUUUCCCUGUCGCAGGUAAACGACAAAGAUGAAGGAGAUCAAAAAUUCAUUCAGAACAGAGCUGUGGCCUUUAUUAUCACCCUUCACGACCCUAGCCAAUACCUGAGCAAAUCAGAUGUGACCUAUAACUGGAACUUUGGGGAUGGCAGCGGCACCGUAAUCUCCAGGGAACUCACCGUCACCCACACUUACAUUGUUUCUGGUGCCUUCAAGCCCCAAGUAGUCAUUCAAGCAGUCAUUCCUGAUCCAUCAUGUGCUACUCCACCAAACACUCCAACUGAAGCAAAUCCUACAACUAAUGCCUUCAUAUCCGAGAACCACAUCCAUUCUAACUGGGACAUCACAACAGAUCGUACAACCAAGCACUCUUCAGAUCCCAUUGAUUUAGGCUUAGUUCAGAGGACAGAAUUUACUCUUCCGACAACAUCCAGCCAGGAAGAGCAGCCUUUUGGCCUUAGAACAUCCAUAAAAAUCCCUGCGUCUAAUGUUGCAAUUGAGGUAUCAAAACCAUUGACUACUGUGACAAAGACCAUUCUAAAGGCAACAAAUGCAACAGACUCAAGGAUGAUGUUGAAAAAAGACACCGUUCAAGACCAGGCCCAUGUAGGAAUAAUAAAGCGCCAUGCACCAGAGACAGACCACUGUGUCAUAUACCGUUAUGGCUCCUUCUCAACUGAGAUUGAAGUUAUUGAGGGUAUUGAGAGUGUGCAGAUUGUCCGGGUGGCUGUAGCUGAUGGUUUUAUGCUGUCUGAGAUGGAGCAGAAUGCUGUUGAUUUCACCAUAAAGUGCCAAGGAAGCCUUCCCAGUGAGGUGUGCACUGUGGUGUCAGAUGCAGACUGCCAUGUGCCAGUAAGGACCAUCUGUAAUGCUGUGAGCCCCUCCACAGAGUGUCAACUCAUCCUUCGACACUUCUUUAAUGAUUCUGGGAUCUACUGUAUCAAUGUGUCCAUGACUAAUGACGACAGUCUGGCUGUCACAAAUGCCAGGGUUGAUAUUAACAUAGGUUCCAGAUUUACAUCUGCAGGUGCCAUUGUUAUGGUAUUGGGCAUCCUGACUGUCGCAUCAGUUAUGGGUUCUGUGGCCUUUGCAUAUAAGCGUCUCAAAGGGUAUCAAAAGCUGACUGACUUUCCUGCUGCAUGUCAGUCUGAUGGUGCUGGCGUGAGCUCAAUAGCAGCUCUCUUCUGGAGUCUGAUGAAUCAGCGAGCACCAAGCCAGAAACGAGGAGUUGUGUGAAUUUUACAAAGUGGUGUAAAGUGCAGUUAAACAAAAAUUUCAAAUAAAUGUUAUGUUAGCACUAUUUUACAUGUAUAGCGUAAGUGCAGCAAAGAUGCAUUUAAGCUGUGUUUUACAUUUUUAUUUUUACUAUUGAAGUCAAUAUUUUAAUUAGGAUUUUGUAGUCUUUUUAUACUCACAUUUGACCCCGAAGUCCUUUUUCUAAAAAACAAAAUUCUGCAUUUUCCUUAAAUACUUUUCAUACUUUUUAAAAUUGAUUUUAAAGAAACCAGACAUUAAUUUGGGUCAACAUGAUGUACAGUGUUGUAAUGUAGGAUGGACCCAAAAUGAAAUAAAAGACAGGAUGA